This is a messenger RNA of Dendronephthya gigantea, 1332 nucleotides long. Its product is annotated as dynein regulatory complex protein 9-like. Gene Ontology annotation, molecular function: protein binding. Lineage: Eukaryota; Metazoa; Cnidaria; Anthozoa; Malacalcyonacea; Nephtheidae. The transcript is spliced from 5 exons. The coding region runs from base 1 to 1332 and encodes 443 amino acids. The record is from RefSeq and is a predicted model, not a curated record.
AUGAAAAAAAUUGGAAGACGUUCGUUUCUUCCACAAGGGGUAAAAUCCCAACUACGCUCAGCCUGUCAAGUGCAAGUGCAAUUACCUAAAGGGAAUCACGCGAAUCCUUUACGAAUCUUGGAACCGAACAGGAAAAGACUGACAUCUCUCAAAGCAGAACGCGUUCUCCGUGUAUCGGAAGAAAACAUAAAGAAUGUUCAGAUUGUACUAAUUUUACCUGAGGUAAUCAAAUCUUUGGAGAGAUUUAGCAUCGUUUUCGGGCAGGAAUUAUUCGUGUUAUUGAAGGAACAUGAAAUUUUAAGGCAAAAAUACGAUGAUAAUGUUAAACAACUUGAGCAGGGUAAGAAGUUGGAAGCCGAGUACAAGGAAUGGUUAGAAAUGAAUGAAAAACAAGGGGAUUUGUUCAGUGAGUCAAGUUCUGAAUCAAAAAGUGAAUCUGGUCAAAAAGAAGACGAAUUUGUUGUUCGAGUGAACGGACAAAGCAUGACAACUUUACGCGAGAAUGUUGUCAUAACAGCGAAUGAACUGACGUAUUCUGUAAAGAAUAUUCUUCGGAAGUUCAGGUCUGACCCGACUGCAACAAAAGCUGUGAUAGAACAAGCAAACAGCCUAUCUGGAAUUAAGGAAAAUUUCGUCAAGGGACUGAAGGAUUUGCAAAUGAUCGUGCGCGAAAAGCUGUUGACAACACCUGUAGAGUUGGAAGAAAGAAAAUAUUACAUCGCAAAAGUUGUUCAACGAGAAAACAUGAUAUUGAAAAUCAAGGAAAAACUUCAAGUAGAUUACGAACAGCAAAUAAAAAUCAAGAAUGAAGAGGAGGAAAAACAAAACGCAAUUAUUGAAAAACUUAAGGAAGCGUUGCGAUCUUUGAACGAAACAGCCAUCAAAGAAAGCUCGAAAAUCUUAACAGACGCAAGCCAAAAAAUUAAAUCUGUUGUUAAAAAGAGUGAUGCGAAGCAAAAGGUUGUCACACAACAGAUUAUUGACGAGAAAAAAACAUUUGGUGAAAGGUUAAGUCAUAACUAUGAAGACGAACGUGAAAAGAGAAAGGACGAAUACGACGAAGUGUUGAUUGAAAGAGAUAACUUGAGAAAAGACCUAGACGACUUGGGACGGCAUUUCAGCGUUUUGGAAAAGGAAUAUUUGGACAUUCUUGAAGAACGGAGAUUGGCCGAGGAAGCAGAAGAACGGCGAAAGGCAGAGUUUGAAAGGCAAACCGCCGCAGCCAUAAGACUUCAAGCCUGUUGGAGAGGAUAUCGUGUCAGGAAACAAAUGAAGAAGAAGGUCAAAAAGGGGAAAAAAGGAGGGAAAGGGAAAAAGGGAAAGAAGAAGUAA